AGUACCAAUAUGAGGACCCGCGUCUUUCAUAUUCGCUCUUCCUCUUUCUUUCGUUCGGUAGAUGUUGAGGACGAUCGAUAAUUUAUUGCUUCUAUGUUUAUUUCAAUGCAGCUGCAGGGCAGAGGCAGACACUACAUACCCGUCCCAGUUAUACGCCUCUUAGUACGCAAUUAUGAUAAUCGUUGUAGAAAAUUUUUAACGGCUACAGUAUCAUGUUCAUGUUGUCAACAUUAAACUAGUCUCAAAGUUCAAGCCAAAGUGUCUCGUGCCUACGAGGCCCGCUAGUGCUUAUCUAUACUCUCAUCAAGCAUGAUGAAUGCCCUGCUUUAAAGGUGGGAGCGUUGAGAAUAAGAUCGAUUGUUCGUCAUCUUAGUCUGGAAGAGAGUCCCGCCCAUACCAGACAUAACUUUCGCUGUCGUCGUAGAGUUCUUCAUCCCUCCUUGAAAAUUAUCUCCAUCCGAAGCAAUGACGUCACUCUACGCCGUUCUGAGAAACAGCUUGUGGGAGGGUCCAGCUACCGCAAAUACAAAUCCAGUCUACAACUCCUUCAGAGUAUUUUGCGAACAGUGUGGGUAUGAGACAACGAGGCCCGCCCCCGCCACCAGCACUGGACCACGUUCCACCAGUAUGAAAGAGAAAAACUGUGUAAGCGUAAGUCUGUGAUGCAAAGCAUGAGACACUGUUACACUUGUCAUGCUGGGCAACCAUGAAGUCCUAUUUCAUUUGCUUUUUCACUUACUAGCUGCGCAUGACAGGCUUUGUCUGUCAUGCAGAACAGAUUUGUCAUGCCGUCACCCCAAGACACCUACACUAACACAGUUUUUUUGUUGGAUAACCAGCGAGGAGCUAGCUGCUUCCGUGGAACAAGAAAAGACGACCAACAGCAAGCAAGCACAGACCGCUCCUGCCGGUCGUGAUCUACAACUUGUCGGCAGACGGACUGGCAACGAUGCUGAACUUGUUGCAGAAGAAGGAGCACAAAAUAAAACAUCGUCGAGAAGUGGCUUCCCGGCGAACGAGAACACCGUCGCGACCUUUCUCACAUGGAAGUUUUCCUUUAUGUGUGCCGGUUUGCUUUUCGGGUUGGUGCAAUUGGGCCUGACCUACAAAACCGAGGAGGACGUCAUCGGGGAGUACAAGGGAUACCUGGCGCAGUUCCCAGACGCGGUCCAAGCUCACGGCAGCCUCGUGUCUGUAUUCGACAGUUUUCUGGAUGUGCUGUAUGCAUACGAAGCAUCGAUGUGGGGGAUUGCUGCCUUUUCCUACGGACUUCUGCUCGUUGCCGCAGUGCUGCUGCGUCUGGCCGUGGUCUCUUCGUCCUCCGAAAGCAGCGAAGCCGAUGUUGGAGGUGCUGUAGUUGCUGCGCAAGGUGUAUUAAACGAAAAUGCGAAUGUUGAAGAAGCAGGAGUUGUAAAAAGUCCUCCUGCAACGGCGAAAAAUAUCACCCUAGUAAAGAUCAUGCCGGAAGAGAAAAAACUGAGCGCGCUCAAAAAGAUCCAACUUUCGUCCCGCUUGAUGCUGCUCGCUUGGUUCCUGGGUUUCGCGCCCCCGUUUUUCGUCAUCAUCAUUUUUCCGGUGCGCAUGCUUCUCGAUUGGACGGACGUCCGGUCCAGUCUCUGCCAAGACGCCAUCACGAGAACGCUGGCGCUGCCCGGGGUGGGCACGCAGCUUCAGGAACAGCUCGCGGUGCUGGAGCAGACUUCCGACAUGGGCAGUUUUGUCACGACCACGGCAGCUGCGCCAGCCUCUGCGUCUGCCGUCGGAACAGCAGGAGCUUCGGGAACUGGUACUUCUGUUGGACUUUCUGCAGCCUCCGGCUCCGUCGGCUCGAAAGCAAGCGCGAAGGCCGCCGCUCUCCUAGGCACGAGUAGUGGCACUGCUGGCAGCAGUGGCACAUCAACUGCAAGCUCGUCAUCGACUCCUGUUGGUACUACUAGUUCAGCAUCAUCUUCAUCGGACACCACAAUUACCGUGAAUGGUAAUGCAAUUAAGCAAUGGUGCGCUGCGCAGGGCGAGGACUGGAUCACUGAGUUCUUUGAAAAACUUGACCACUGCACCAGGCUAGCAGAGACAAACUGUCGCACGACCACGUGCGGCAACGCCGCCGUUGCCACUUCCCCGUCCGCUGGUGCCCUGACCAGCAGUUUUAGCCGUUUGGAGUUGGCUUGUCUGACCAACUGCGUCCAGUUUGUCGCUGCGCCCACGAACAGCACGAUUUUCGGCGAGAAUCUAGACGGCUCGCCGGUGCUAGCUGCCCUGCGGACCACACAAAAAGCCAGCUACAAGCAGGACUUGGCAACGUGUUUAGCGGCAGCGAAUCCACCCACGAGUGCUUCCUCGGGAGCAGGAGGAGGUAGUGGCGCAACUAGUACGAGUGGAACAACAAGUGCGACGUCGUCCUCGUCGAGCCUGACAACUUUACAGUUACCCGCACUGGCCAGCACGACGCGGCGCCAGCCAGCUUCGUACGGCUCGCUUUCCGACUUGACUACCGAACAGCAACAUGUCAAGGGCCUGUACUUGAAGGACCUCCAGGCAAAGGCGGAAACAGCGAUGUUGCAAGCCGACCACGUGAUCGGUCUGAUGGUCGGCCUGAUUUUCGGCCGGCAACUCCAGACCUCCGCCAUGGCGUUGGUUGGCGGUAUUGCGGCGGCGUUACUCAGCGUGAAGGCGUUUUUCCCAGACGACAAGCACAGCCUUGUGCUGCUGCUGGUGACUACCCUGGAAGCCAUCCCGCUCUACAUGGCGCUGCUCGGGAUUUUCAACCAAAUGCUGGUCGGCGGCUCCUCCACGGCGUCGUCUUCCUCCUCGUCCUCUCAAAGCCUGGACUACUGUUUCACGAUUGCCUGCGUUUCGCUCGUCCUCUACGAAGGUGCAACGGCCACCACGGGGGUCCGCUCGUGGCGAGCGAAUACGGGAGGAAAACUUAACCUCCGCGAGAAGCGGGACGAAAUGGGCGGGUUUUUGCAAAAGCAGUACAUUCUAUACGCGGUCUUGUUCCUUGUCCUUGCCGUGGCACUUUACUUGUGGGCAAACCAGGAGGGGAAGGCCACGGAAGAGUACGGCGCGACGGACUACGCAAUCGAGUACAUGCUGGAUUUCGAGAUGAUUGUGUCCAUGACGAUCAGCUACUACGCAAAAAAAUGCGUUACUGCGGUCGCAACCACGGAUCUCUUCCUCAGUGCUUUUGUGGAGGCGGACCACGCAGCAGCCGAUGCGAUGGGGAUGCACGCAGCGUCGAAGCAGGGAGGAGGUCCUCGCUCCGAUCCUUCUCGCGGCAAUGAUAGAAUUUUCCCCGCCGGAGCGGACGACACCUCGGCCAGCAGCACCGCCGUGGACGAGGAACACGCAAAGUUUACUUACAGGAAAGAGACACGCAAAAACUUCCGAUCUCUGUUCCUGCUUGAAGACCGGAAGACUGCUUAG
Molecule: messenger RNA, 3426 nt
Organism: Amoebophrya sp. A120
Lineage: Eukaryota; Dinophyceae; Syndiniales; Amoebophryaceae
Source: the annotation of a GenBank genome assembly